Messenger RNA from Calidris pugnax (ruff), 7459 nucleotides. It is a transcript of the gene ZCCHC14, whose product is annotated as zinc finger, CCHC domain containing 14. The record is from RefSeq and is a predicted model, not a curated record. Gene Ontology annotation, molecular function: phosphatidylinositol binding; nucleic acid binding; zinc ion binding. NCBI's taxonomy places the organism in Eukaryota, Metazoa, Chordata, Aves, Charadriiformes, Scolopacidae.
GGCGCUGCCGCCCGGCCUCGCCGGCGCUGCCCCCAGCAGGGCGUGCUCCCUCCGGGCCGGGGGUAGGCGAAGCACCAUGGUGGAGAAGCGGUGCCCGCGGCUGCAGCGGGACGGCGUGUACCGCUGGUUCUCCGAGCUGCCCUCCCCGCAGCGUGUGGAGUUCCUCUGCGGCCUCCUGGACCUCUGCAUCCCGCUGGAGCUGCGCUUCCUGGGCGCCUGCCUGGAGGACCUGGCCCGCAAGGACUAUCACUCCCUGCGCGACUCCGAAAUCAAGGCCAACAACCCCGCCGACCUGGGGAGCCUCACCAACCUGACGGACGAGGUGGUACGCAGCAAACUUUUGGUCUCUCUCGCCUUGCUUGGGUCUGCCCACCGAGAGGCGGCCGGGGUCCUCUUCCGUACCCUCACCCAUAUCGAUUCCGUCAUCAACAACUAUGGGCUACAACUCAACGAGGGCCGCACGGGGGAUGAGUUCCUGUUGCUCUUCACCAUGGCAUCCAACCACCCUGCUUUCAGCUUCCACCAGAAACAGGUGCUGAGGCAAGAGCUCACCCAGAUCCAGAACAUCAUGGCCAGCACCAGCAAGAAUCCCAGCACCUCUACCCUCAACACCAUGGCAACCUAUCCUGGCUGCCAUAAGGUCACUCCAAGGUCCGAGACCCCCAUCAACAGUGUCAGUAACAGUUUGGAAAAUGUACUACAUACAUCAACACAUUCCAUUGAGGAGUCAUUACCCAAGAGGCCUUCGGGGAAACACUCCAAAGUGAGUGUUGAAAAAGUGGAAUUAAAGGGACUGGCACACAAGAAAAAUGAAAGAAAUGUUGAAUAUUCCUUUGAGGUCCUGUGGUCUGAUUCUUCAGUGACGUUGGUAACCAAAUCUUCCACUGAAGUGACUGAAUUUGUUUCAAAGCUAUCUCAGCUGUAUCCAGAAGAAAACUUGGAGAAAUUCAUUCCUUGCCUCGCUGGUCCAGAUUCAUUUUACUUAGACCGGAACCACGUGGACCUGGAAUCGGACCUUAGGUAUUUGGCACCGUUACCUUCCCAUGUGGUGAAAAAUGACCACGUCAGAAAGUUCUUCAGCACUUCAUCUCCUUCACAGCAACUUCAGAGUUCAAAUCCUGGCAACCCUUCCCUUUAUAAAGUGGGAACUACGCUGGGAACAUCUGGAAGGCCUAUCUGUGGAGUGGCUGGCAUCCAGGCUUCUCAGAACCACGUUCAGCACUCGGCUGCUGCCCCCGUUGCACUACCCCACUGCUCCCACGCCGGAGGCACGGGCUCGUCGCUGGCCUAUCGCACCCCGAUGGACACCUCUUCUUCACCCAUGUUAAUGUCUUCCAGUCCACAGACCCCUCAGACACAGGAGCAAAACGGGAUCUUAGACUGGCUCAGGAAACUGCGGUUGCACAAAUACUAUCCUGUCUUCAAACAGCUCACCAUGGAGAAGUUUCUGAGUCUUACUGAGGAAGAUCUGAAUAAGUUUGAAUCCCUCACCAUGGGAGCCAAGAAGAAGCUCAAGACCCAGCUCGAGUUGGAGAAAGAAAAAUCGGAGAAACGGUGCCUAAACCCCACAACACCUUCUUCAGUUACCAGCAGUGGUGUGGCCAGGGUUCCUCCUACGACGCAUGUGGGACCCAUCCAGAGCAUCCGUGGCAACCAUGCUGCAGAGCUGCGAGUGGACGUGGAUCAGCCAGCCCACCCACUGCCCCGGGAGGGCAGCUCUUCCGAGUACUCCAGCUCUUCUUCCAGCCCCAUGGGGAUCCAGACGAGGGAGGAGAGCUCCGACAGCGCCGAGGAGAACGAGAGACGUUUGGAGAUUCACUUGGACGGCUCAGAGAAGGAGAAGCCGGUGAUGUUACUCAAUCAUUUCACUUCGAGCUCCGCCAGACCCACGGCUCAGGUCUUACCAGUGCAGAACGACGCGGGCUCCAAUCCGUCCAGCCACCACGCGCUGCCAAUGCAAAUGAUGUCAGCGGCCUCCACUCACAUCACCCCCAUUCGGAUGCUAAAUUCAGUGCAUAAAUCAGACCGUGGCAAUGCAGACAUGAAGCUACUUUCAUCGUCUAUGCAUUCGCUUUUAUCUUUAGAAGAAAGAAAUAAAGUUUCUCCUGGACCUAGGGGCAGCAUAAAAAUGGAAAAGAGCUUUGGAAAUACCGUGGUGGAUGUAAUGUCUGCGUCUUCUCCCCACCAGUCCUUGCAAGUGCUGUCGGGGGCUGCUGAGAACAGCUCACCCACAUCUACCAUCAACUUUGGUCCUCGAACCAAAGUCGUACACGCCUCGACUCUGGACAGAGUGAUUAAAACAGCUCAGCAGCCGGGAUUAAUAGUAGAAACGAGCACUGCUGCCACCGUAACAUCCAGCACAGUCUUCCACGUGGCUCGUCCACCCAUCAAACUCCUGGUGUCUUCGUCUCUUCCUACUGAUUCUGCCAUCGCCGGACAGACUUCCUGCUCCAGUAAUAUGCAAAUAACGGUGUCCCCUGCAAUAAUAAACCCCCGGACUGCUCUGUACACAGCCAACACCAAAGUUGCCUUUUCCGCAAUGAGCAGCGUGCCGGUGGCGCCCAUGCAAGGCAGCUUCUGCGCCAACAGCAACGCCGCCUCCUCCAGCAGCCACCCCUCCACCUCCUUUGCCACCAUGGCCAACCUGCCCAGCUGCCCCGCGCCCAGCUCCAGCCCCACGCUCUCCUCCGUUGCCGACAACAACUUCUACAGCAGCAGCAGCAGCAGCAGCAGCCGCACGCCGGGGUGCAUGGUGUGCAGCUCCUGCGGCUGCAGUGGGAACUGCGGUUCCAGCGGCAUGACCGUCAGCUACGCUAACUAUUUCCAGCACCCCUUUUCAGGACCUUCCAUGUUUACUUUCCCCUUCCUGCCCUUCAACCCUCUCUGCAGCAACGGCUACAUCAACACGCAGCAGUACAACAGCAGCACCACCUUCCCCGUGGUCCACACCGCCUACAACAGCGGCAUCGCUCCCGACUCCGUCAUGACCGGGCAGUCCACCUUUGCGGUCCCUCCGAUGCAGAACUUUAUGGCGGGGACGGCGGGGGUGUAUCAGGCACAGGGGAUGAUGGGAAACGGCAACGGGGCCGCUCACAAAAAAAAUGGGAAUCUCUCCUGCUACAACUGCGGGGCCAGUGGUCACAGAGCUCAGGACUGCAAACAGCCUCCCAUGGAUUUCAAUCGACAAGGUACGUUUAGGCUGAAAUAUGCUCCUCCUUCUGAAAGUCUGGACUCCACAGACUGAUAUUUUAUCAUCCGGCAAGAAAAAUACUGUAAGCCAUGGAGAUAUAAGGAGAUCGAACUACAAAACUGAGACGUCCAGUUGCUGUUAAGCUUAAUGUAUUUUUUAAUCCAAAGGUGCUUUACUUUAUUAGACUAGGUAGAAAAUCUAGCUUAGGGGUGCAUCAAACCCAUUUUUGAUUGCCAAAUUCAAGCUUGGAUCUUGUUGUUGGAACUUCUGACCACGUGUCGUAGGACCGAUGCGUCCUGGAUGGAUGGAUGGUGGGGCUGGCCAGCUGCAGUUUCUGUCCCAAAUACAACCACCAACCUUUUUUUUUUUUUUUUUUUUUUUUGGCUGGAGAAUGUUGCCAUAACGUGGACUUUUCUAAGGUGAAAUGUCUGACUCCAGGGCAGCUACGUUGUGAAGUGGAAGCUGGAGGCUGAAGGUAGGAGUGGCCGUUUGCCAGAAGGACUUUGGCACCCCUGGGCUAGGUAAAAUGUUCUACUUUUUUUCAAAAGUGAUCAGGCACUAAUCUCUGGGAUUUUUAAAGGAUUGCACUACAGAAGAAUGUAGAACUCUUCGAGCUUUCUGCACUUUGAGCAGACAGUGUCACUCUGAGACCAGUGCAAGAGGCAAGGAAGUUCCAACUUUUACAAAUUGGCACCAGCAGGAUAAAAGUGACUUCACCACACAAAUCUUAACGUCAGUCUCUCCAUUCCCUUCCAAAAGAACACACGGCAGUUUUGGUUCCUUCUGGAAAACCAACUUGUGCUUCAUUGUCUCACUUAUUACUAGACAGUGCUGGGUUCCCAGCAGUGGAAUACACUUAGUUUCCAAGGGUCCAAGUCCCAGAGACUCCAGAGUCAUAAAGGCUUCAAGGAUAUUUUCCUGUAAUACACAAAACAACCUUUACGUCCUGUUACUGUAUAUAGGUCUCUUUCACAGAAACCUUAUUAUUCUGCUUUUGUAAAUGAAUUUUAAACCAUCCUUAAAAAAAAAAAAAAAAAAAAAAGAGAGAGAGAGAGAACUCUGGCAGCAGAGUUUGUAAGCUUUUGCUUUACUUUAUAUAAAAAAAAAACCCCGACCUUUUGACUCCUACCCCAAGGCUUUUGCUACAGGAUUCAGAAGUGGUAGAAGUCAAACAUGUAAAAGGUAGUAAACUUCAUUAUUAUCAAGACUUUGAAGGAUUUCUUGUCAGCCUCCUUCGUUGCAAUAGAUUGUAGAUGACUAGCUUUGGUGUUAACUACUUAGCGUACAUAAUUUGUGGGUGACAAAUCUAAAUUAGGACUCGAGAGGAAGCCAAACAAAUCUUGAACUGCUAAUUUGAAACAGUUUGGUCCUGUCUGGUUGAAAGAAGAUACUAAUCCUCAUGGCUCACCCGAGGAAUUUGACGGCAUUAAAUGGGUGAGGCCUUUCUCUUCAAAACGUCUGACAGAGACAUAUUUGCAUAUUGUAAUUUGGAAGACACCUUUAAAGUCUGAAGCCUUGUUUACACUUGGGAGGUAUUUCUUACACCAAUUUAAACCACACCAGGAUGAGCAGGACGUGUAGAGGCGCAGCUGAGUCUCGCUGGGGGAGUGAGGGCGGUGGUACCCCAGGAGGAGGUUUGGAAGCGGUGCAGAGCUGCCCCGAGGAGAUGGGCCUUGGCCAUGGAAUGUCCAAGGAGGGGGAAACGUGGUAGCUCAACAAGUCAAGACCUCCCUGGACCACGGUCAUAGGAAAGAAAUGCUCUGUGCCACCAUUCAGGUGGUGGGUGGUCAACAGGAGAACGGAGCAUCGCCGGGGAGGCAGGGUGACACGAGGUGACCAGACACCCCGCUGGCUCCAGGGAGCGAUCUGCAGCUCAAAAAGCUAAAUUUGCCUAACAUUUGGGUUUUUUUAAAACUAAAAAAAAAAAGAUUAAUUUUUAUUCCUAUGCAAUGAAAAAAAAAAAACAACCAACCCAUCCUGAUUUGUGUAUUCUCAGCCCGGCUGCCGCCCCCGCAGCAUCGCACACAGGGCUCUGCCUGUGUGUGAGAGGAGGUUACCCCUGUUCCGACCAAGACCGACAACACUAAAGUGAUGAAAACUGACAAUGCAAUUUACUUUGCCUUAAUGAGCUCGAGACAAUGGUAGGAACAGUCUGUCAUACUGUAUUACGCCGAAGGAAACGCGCAGUUUUCAGUGACGAUGUUUACGAUUUCACAGCUUGGAGGGUCUCUCCAGUGGCCUGGAACAUGUGCUGAAAGCCAAACCUUAACCUUUUUUGUUCUUGUUUCUUUUUUUUUUUUCACUUUUUUAAAACAAGAUUUUAAAACUGAAUUGUAUUUAAAUAAACUGUAUUUCGACACACCUGCAAGUGUUCAAAACCCUCUCAAAAUAGCAAAAAUCAACAGCAAAAAAAAAAAGAAUAAUUUCUGUAGGGGUUGUGUUUUGUUUUACUGCCCAAGGUUGGGCACAGUCUCGUCUGAUAUUCAUCACGGGAGUCGAAACCGUAAGAAAAGGACUGUAAAACCGAACUUGUGUCCAGCAAACUGUUCCAUUCCUUUCUCCAGAGCUUGCUUUGGGAUUGUUUCCUUUGUGUAAAGUUAAGGCUGAUGUUUCUUCGAGUGGCUUCUGUGUGCUUUUAAGGUAACGUUUUUAAAUGGUGAAGUCUGGUUUUAAGAGUUAAGUCUGAAUUUGGCGAGUUUUGAGCCCCAUAAAGCACCCUGAGUGUAACAGGGAAGUGGUUGCUGAGCCGGCAGCGAUGGCAGAGCCCUCCCUGAGCCCGGGCCAGUCGUGGCUCCAGAUCUGCUCCUCAACGCUCUCCGCUGCGCACCCAGAGCCACCAAAGCUGGUAAGUCCCAACAGAGCACUUUAGUUCCAUAAAAAUAAUCCUUACUCUGUUUUUAAAAGGCACAAAUCCAUCUAUCCCCCCACCCCCCCCCCUCAAAAAAAAAAAGGCAGCUUCUUUUAGAAUAGUAGCUCCAGCUUCACCGGCUGCAAGAACCAGUUCUUAAAACCUAUUUUUAUACGUUGAAAGAUGGAGAUUUCAAAGAAUGCUAUUUAUUCCUAGCUUUGUCCUGAAAGUAUAACAAAGAAUUAGUUCUCAAAAUGGAUUUCACUGUGGAAUAGAAAUGAUUUUUUUAAGCCUGAGAGGGAAGGGAAUCCCGAGUCGUCCCCCCAGCAGGGACAGGGAGGAGGGAGCGAUGAGCCGUCCCUCAGGGGAGCGAGCGACGCGCGGUGCCCUCUCAGAGGGGUCGGCGACGGAAACACUCGAAAUAGGAUGGAAUUUCCAGCAAACUCCUCCUCACCCUGGCAAAUCUGCAAAUUAAGCAUUAAGAAAUUCUGCCGGGCUCGACGCUGAGCAGCGGGAGAGCGAAGAGGGAAGCCUCAUUUGAGCGAGGUAUCGAUCAGAGAGUUCCACAAUCCUUCUUCCUUCAAAUAACACGGCACACUCCACUUUUUGUGAAACUUUUUCACGCCACGGUCAUUGCAUCUUGGCAAAUCAAACGCCAGACUUCUGAAAAUAACAGUCUAGCACUAGACCUUUCCCGUUACCCCAAAAAAUCCUGUUUCACGCUAUUUCUGGCUGACGAGCUUUUCAGGGUGAAGGCACUCAAAAACGACCCACCAUCUGUGGCAUUCAGCAGAGCCCCCUCCCCGAAAUAACAGUGACAUCCUCUGAAACCCCCACGCAGGGGUUGGCUGUGUUUGUUCCCUGGAGGCCACGGACGCUGGGAGCUGUGGAUGAUUCGGGGUGGGCUGGAACAGCUCUGAAAUCAGACGGAUGUGGGCAAUCCUGGGCAGAAAUCGGAGCACUCUGGGGAGUCUCGACACCGAGACGUCCCCUGCCUGUCACCAUCUCCUGUCACCAACCCUUGGAACUACCCCUUUGCUCUCUUACAUUUCUUUCUGACGUGAGCAAGAAAACCGCGUUGGUACCGAAGCAGAAAAGCAGAUCCUGCGUGUUUUCAAGUGCAGAUUUAACAGCUUCUCUUGGACAGAACUUUCCACUAGGAAUGAAGGAAACUCCUGCUCCCAUUUGAGCCAUUUCUUUUACUUCGGUCAAUUCUAGUAUUACAAAUUGUGCAUGUAACUUUAUAAAUAUUUUAAAUAGUUUUGUAAAUAUUUAAUAUUCAGCUAAUUUGAUUUUGAAUUGUAAAUGUCAAGUAUUCUGGUAUUGGGAUUUUUAUGUUUUAUUAUACUUUGUUAAAAGUAAAAUUGUACAUUUUUAGAAUGUUUUUAUCUGAGUAAAUUUAAUGUAUGGAAAAUAAAGAG